Schistosoma margrebowiei is the source of this 5179-nucleotide messenger RNA. NCBI's taxonomy places the organism in Eukaryota, Metazoa, Platyhelminthes, Trematoda, Strigeidida, Schistosomatidae. The record is from the annotation of a GenBank genome assembly.
GGUUGUUGAACCUGACACUAAGUGCGCGGAAGGUUAGUCAAUCAUGGGUGUUCCGGCUUUUUUCAGAUGGCUGAGUAUGAAAUAUCCAUCAAUUGUUACCCAUUGUGCAGAGAAACGUGGAGCUAUUUUGGAUGACGAUGGCAAUAGAUCACCUAUAGAUACGUCGGAGCCGAAUCCAAAUGGAGAAGAGUUCGACAAUCUAUAUUUAGAUAUGAACGGUAUUAUCCAUCCAUGUACGCAUCCAGAAAACAAACCAGCUCCAAAAACGGAGUCGGAAAUGUUCCUAGCUAUUUUCGAAUACAUAGAUAGACUGUUUGCCAUUGUUCGCCCUAGAAGAGUACUGUAUAUGGCCAUCGAUGGAGUGGCUCCACGUGCUAAAAUGAAUCAACAACGCUCCAGACGUUUUCGAGCGGCUCAAGAGGCAAAAGAAAAACAAAUAACUAUUGAGCGUUUAAGAAAUGAACUAAUUGCAAGAGGGGCGCAUCUUCCACCACCUAAGGAAGAACAUUUUGAUUCUAAUUGUAUUACUCCAGGAACACCAUUUAUGGCACGUUUGGCUGUUGCUUUAAGGGGUUAUAUAUAUACUCGUUUGACAAAAGAUCCAGGAUGGAAGAAUCUGAUGGUAUUCUUGAGUGACGCAAAUGUUCCUGGUGAGGGUGAACAUAAAAUCAUGGAUUUUAUCAGAAGACAGAGAAAUAAUCCAACCCAUGACGCCAAUACGAAACAUUGUUUAUGUGGCGCCGACGCUGACCUUAUAAUGCUUGGAUUAGCCACACAUGAACCAUAUUUUACUAUUAUUCGUGAGGAAUUUAAACCAAACCAACCAAAACCUUGUGAUUUGUGCGGCCAGAUGGGUCAUGAGAUGGAGGACUGCGUAGGUGCUCCAAAAGAAGAAGAUCCAAACGAAGGCCCUCCUCCACUACCUUCAGGAGAUGUGGAUUUCAUCUUUAUUCGCUUGAAUGUUCUAAGACAAUAUCUCGCAGAAGAUCUAAAGUUGGCCGGCAUUACAUUUGAUUGGGAUCUCGAACGAGUCAUUGACGAUUGGGUUUUUAUGUGCUUCUUCGUUGGAAAUGACUUCCUCCCUCAUCUUCCGAGUUUGGAAAUCCGCGAAGGAGCAAUUGAUCGUUUGAUUGAAAUCUAUAAGUCAACAGUCCAGAAAACGGGAGGGUGGUUGACUGAUAGUGGACGAGUCAAUUUAGAGCGUGUCCAACUCAUUAUGGUUGAUUUGGGAAAGAUGGAGGAUGAGAUCUUCAAAAAUCGUCGUGAAUCAGAACUUCAGUUUCGUAAUAGAAAGCGUCAACAUUCAUCUGGCAAUGGUUAUGAUAAAAAUCAACGCGGGUUCGCUCCACAGCGAUUGGGUCACCGCCCAUCAUAUGAAGUGUCUCAAUCUGGUUUUAUGGAACCAAUCCCCCUAAGAGGACGUCACGGAAUAGCACAUCCCAAAGGUCACUAUACAAACCAAGUUGUUUCUGCUAAUGAGUUAUUAGCUGCACGACGUUAUCAGGGUAGAUGUCAAGAAAGUGUUAAUUGGGUGGAUAGAAAUCUAAAUAACCUCGAGGCAGCAACAGCAUUGAAAGCUAUGCUGAAACGCGAUAAACCUAUUGAAAACGGAAUCUCAAAUAAUAUGAAUAAUUCUACUAUUCUUCCGAAAAUACCUCGGAUUACUGAUAACAACACAAGUCUACAAUGUGUUUCAUCUGGUCGCAACAACAGAUCAGGUAAUCAUCACAACGAUGAGGAUGAGAUGAUGGAUGCUGCAGAUGAAGUACGGUUUUGGGAAGAUGGAUGGAGAUCACGGUAUUAUCGAUCUAAAUUUGGAGUUGAUCCGACAGAUGCACCUGGGUUCUGUAUCAAAGUUGGUCAGGAAUAUGCCCUUGGUUUAUGCUGGGUCUUAGCCUAUUAUUACCAAGGUUGUGCUUCAUGGGAUUGGUAUUUCCCGUAUCAUUAUGCUCCAUUUGCUAGUGACUUCUCCAACAUCGCAGAACUCGAUGUUGACUUUUCGAAAAAAGAAACAAAACCGUUUAGACCACUGGAGCAACUAAUGAGCGUGUUCCCGGCCGACUCUCGUAGUCACGUCCCUCCAGCGUGGCAGGACUUAAUGACUGACCCCGACUCCCCUAUAAUCGAUUUUUACCCAACAGACUUCAAAGUAGACUUGAAUGGCAAACGAUAUCUGUGGAUGGGUGUAGCUUUGUUACCAUUUGUUGAUGAGGUUCGUUUGCUGAAAGCUUUGGAUGCCCGAAGAAAUCUUUUAACAAAAGAAGAGAUUGAGAGAAAUGUUCGUGGUUCAGACCAGUUGUUUUGUAGAGCUGAUCAUUCUGCUGGUCCAUUGUUGCAUUCUCUAUACAAAGUAUCACAUGAAAAGAUUGAGAAAGAUGAUUCGGAAGAACAAAUCAUACCAACUUGGGCAUCUGCGAUUGAUCCACGUGUUACGUUUGGAAUUAGUGGUCUAAUCUGGCCUAACAAAAUGGCUUACUUACCUGGUAGUCGUGUACCUAGUGCAGUCCCAGGUCACGUUCCUGAUUUAAAGGUUUCUGAAGCUGUAUCAAUAUAUUUUUCAGAUCCUCAAUAUCCAAAGGGCUUCGUCUUUCCUUCCAAGUUACUUGAAUCCGUAAGUUUCCAUAUAUUGUUAUGUUGGAUAUUUCCGACAAGCUUCUAUUCAUUUAGAUCGAUUGUCGUCCCCAUGUGACACAAAUUUAUAUAGUAAACUGUUUUAUGUCCUGUUUUUCCCCAUUUUUUUUUCUCCGUAUGCAUCGCAGGUGUAGAAUAGGCGAAAAACAUUUGAGCAACUUAUCCAGGUCAGAUGUUCAUGAAUUAAAAAAUACUUUUUUAGUGUACAUUAUGAAGUGGAAUUCUGUUAAUCUUAUUCCAUAGUGUUUUUACGGAAGUCAGUAGAGGCAAAGCCAUCGCUUUUAAAAAGACUCAUUUUUAAAACAUUCGUAAAUCGAAUAAACGAUUGGGCUAUCGGGUAGCGACUGUAGAUAGUUGUAAGUAGAGGUAGCCAGAAACAUGAAGCAAUCAUCAAGUAUUGUCUUAGUGACUACUUUGAAAAUUGAUUUUCAAAAUAAGACUAAAGUCGAAAAUAUGGAUCACUUAGUCCCAAUCCAUUGUACUAAUUGUAACACACAAUUCGAGGUUUGAUGAUCCAUGAUACAGAUAUUUUUACGGUUUCGAGAGAUCAUACACAAUAUGUAUAGUUCACAAUUUAGCGCAUGAAUUUGGACACAUAAAGUAUUAUAUUGACAAUAUAAUACUUUACACAUUUACGUUUGUACAAGUUGAUACAUCUCGCAACAGCUCAGUCAAUAGAAAUAGAAAUUUAUCAAUAUAAAUAAGAUGCUAUGAUUCGGAAAGGUAAAACAAUCGGCUGAAAACACUUAGGAGAAAAAACGUAAAAAGCAAAUGGGUUUACUUAAUUAAGUUUAGUUUCAAUCCAUGUCAUCUAAGUCUCCGAAUACUCUGGUACGACCAGGAGUGGGGAGAGUUCGCUCUCCCCCUCGAAAUGCUCUCACAUGGCCACGUGCAUACAACCACUACAGAGGAAGUUCUUCUCACUGUCUUCUCAUAGUGGAGAUGUUGUUUAUGAAGAGCGAAUGUCCGGCGCUUUAACCGGGUUGGUGGAUAUGGAAAAUCCGCCUAGUCGAGUUGGAAAACCCUGAUUCAAAUCGAUGGUGCACAUGGGCUUCAGAAUCCUGACGGAGCAAAUGGCAUAUGAACCAACCGUUGGUCACCGGCUACCAUGGGACUGCAUCUCCUAAAGAUGCUCCACUGCCUUGUAGAUUAGACCUUUAGAUCAAAGGUUCGGACUAUGGCCCCCUAAGAAAACCACUUACCCUGUACGGGCACCCGGGCAAUAUCCCAGCCCUCACACAACUUGAACGAUUUAUGUGGUGCAUAUCUAUUUGGUGCCUCCUUGCACCAAUGUUUGUGUUUAAAUAAAGUAAAUGUCAUUUAAGAUCUCCAAUUACAGGCUUUCGCAUUUCUGAGGGUCUCGGUGUUUGGCGGGAUUGCAGUUUUCAAGCCUUGGAAUUCCUAUGAAUCAUAAAAGUAUUUUAGUAAUCAAGUAAUUAACUCGUUUGUUUUCCGAUCAUCAAAAGUAGGUUUCUAACCUUUUAUGACAAAUAUUUGUAAAGAUUAACAAUUGAAAAUAGUGUACGGUAACUUUUUCUAGAUGUUAUAAUCUAGUUUAAUUUAAAUACUGAUUUGGUUCCGAACUUGUACGUGACUUACAAGACUCAUCGUAUUCUCAGUUUGACUUUUUAAAAUAUAAUUUACCAAACUUGUGAUGAAUAAAUGGAGUUUUUUCUGUUUUUUGAAGGUUAAAAUGCCACCCCCAGUUUACCUUCAACCUCCUCAGCGUGGCAGAGGAAGAGGACGAGCAAGUUUUCGCACCGAUGAACAUCGUGGACGUUUUAAUGCCAAUGCAGCUAUCCAGUACUAUGCUCGAGACAGUUCGUCAGAUAGGGAGGAUACUGGUAGAGAUUUUUAUCCAAACUCACCGAUGAACAGGAUGGUUAUGAAUUCAUUACCACGAUAUCAGCGCAGUCGAGGUAGCCACUUACAGUAUUCAUCUAGAUCAGAUUGUGGCAAACUAAGUAACAACAUUCCACCAAAUUGGCGACCUGGGUCUUUUAAUCGUUUUCCUCCUCAAAAUGAUGCUUAUCAUCGAGGUGGACCUGCCUAUCGUCAAUCUAGUAGUCAUCCGUACGCUAACCCAUAUUCUGUCCAUCCUCCAAACUUCAGUACAGGUCUUUCCAAUUCAGUCGUUAAGAACAGCCGCCCACCAUGGUUGCCUCCAAAUGGUAGAGGUUGAUAAAAAUAUCAAAGCUUCUACUACUUUUUUUCAUAUUCAUACUACUUUCUUCCUGCAUUUUUAUAUUUUAUUAUUAUAACACAAUAUUAGUUGUAUAUGAUGUAGAAAUUAUUUUGCGCCUGUACAACAUAAGUAAUAAAUAUUUACUCCUUUCUCUACCCCUUCUAUUUACAUUAACAUGUAUAUUAGUAACUGUAUUCUGGCACAAUUAAACAGAAAACUUUGAUAUGGCAAUUUGUAUAGUGAAUAUCACUGAUCAUUUGUCAAUUUCUAUUUAACAGCUGAGUAGUGACACUGAAUUGUGAAAGCCUAAUAUAAUUUUUUCAAAAUUUCAGCUGUUAAUAUAAACAAUUGAUAUUCUGUUCC